AUGUACUUACGUCCCCGGCGGCGUUUUUACUUUGCAAUCGACGAGAUAAAGCAAGAACUCCUUUGGUAUCGACAGGAGGCCGAUUUCACUUCUCACAGAGACCCUUUGGGAAGUAUUCCUAUACAAUCUGCUUACAUCACAAUCAGUGAAAACAACGAUCGCGCCUUUGUUUUACAGUGAGUUUUCCUUCCAGAAUUUUUUCAAGGUCAUGCCAUUUCCAUUGGCGUGACUUUUAUUUUCCCAAAAUUUUUGAUGCGUCAUUUCCAAAAGCCUCAAAAAUGACCAAAAGCCGUGAACAAAGGAAGUCUUCCGACAGAGGAAAAUCAGUCCGGCAUGCUAAUCAAACAAUGGUUUCAGCGUUUGCGGCAAGUCUAUCGAAUUGGAAGCGGACAAUAUCAAAAGCUCGCAGUGCUGGCUGGAAGCUUUUUCCAACAGGUGAACUUUGACAUCAUCUUUUUUAUUGAAUCAAUGAAUUUUUGUAGAAGCACCGACGCGGAAAAGCAAAAAUUGUCUUUGGCGAUGCUCAGAAAGAGCAAAAGAAGCGUUAGUUUGCCUGUAAGUUCUAUUGCUUUUUUUUUUAAAUCAACAAAAUUCUCAGGACCAAGACUCGUUGAUAACAACCAAUAAAUUUCGUCUGUGUAGAAAAAGUAAGUCUUCUAAAUUCUUUUCAACUCAAAAAACUUUAAUCCCCAGAUUCUUCCCCUGCAAGGCAGUACUUCCGACCGAUAAUGCCUAAACUGUUUGGAGAAGAGAAGCUACCGGUUAAAAAUACAUUUAUACGCAACACAAAAAAGUAUUUCAGUUAGAGUUCGAUCUACCAGAAGCGGAAAUCACGGACUGGGUUUCUCAAUGGCUACGUCAAGAGAAGUUUAACAGUAUUUCUGAGUAAGUUCGCAUGGCUUUUCCCAAAAUUCAUGAGUUAUCAGCAACGAUCUGGACGUAUCCACAACAUCUUCCAACAACCAAAGCUCGCAAGUUUCAAUGAGUGGCGCGGAGAGGUUCAGAAGGGGAAAAAUAGUGAGAAAAUUAGUUUUUCAGGUCCGACAAUGAAGAGCUGGAACAGCUUCGCCUCAUCACGAAUUCUCAAAAAAAGAAAAUUGAAGAAAUGAAAGCGGAGACGAAUGCUUUGACGAUGCAUCUAGAACAAAUGCGGCAAGUUCCUUGA
Messenger RNA from Caenorhabditis auriculariae, 1165 nucleotides. The record is from the annotation of a GenBank genome assembly. Lineage: Eukaryota; Metazoa; Nematoda; Chromadorea; Rhabditida; Rhabditidae.